CUUUUGUGGUAGUAGUCAUUGUAGUGAGGAUCGGCUACAGCGUCAGCGUCGCGUUUGUAGUAGCUACCGUAGUAGCUUUUGUGGUAGUAGUGAGGAUCGGCUUCAGCGGUUGCACUUCGUUUUAGUUCAUCGCGCUCUAGAUAAAAUUAAACGUUUGGUAUCAAUAUUUAUAGACGUGAAGAUUUCUUUCAAAGCAACACCUACUAUUUUGAUGAG
Molecule: messenger RNA, 216 nt
Organism: Dentiscutata erythropus
Lineage: Eukaryota; Fungi; Glomeromycota; Glomeromycetes; Diversisporales; Gigasporaceae
Source: the annotation of a GenBank genome assembly